UUUCAUAUGGUGUAAAUUAUGGUUUUUUUUUUAAAUGGUGGGCGCACACACGUUGACACGCGUCAUAUAAUUGUUUUCAAACUUUCAAGUUUUAUUUUGUAGAUAAAUAAGUGUGCGCGGCCAGCUAUGUUUUUCUCUGUUGAAUUCCAUAAUCGUAAUCUACUCUAUCGGAUAGAUAUUUGGUGAACAUGUCAUUAAAAACAUGUAUUUUUUAAGCUAUGAAGAAUCAGUACACACUCGAGAAAGUACGCCGAUGCUAUUCUAUCUUCUACAUAUUUGCUUUUUCACAUUCACCUUUUCCUUACCCUUCUCCUGCCACUGACAUAGAAAGGAGAGACGAAUAAACGACGCCAUAACACUUCCGUUUAUUUUCCUGUAAAGUUAUUAAAAUUCAUGUUUGAUGGUAUUCUUCGUCUUUUAAGAUGGCAAGAACAAACGUCAUGAGGAAGAUUCGAUUUGUUAAUUUCAACAAGUGAAACGACCACGAAGUCUAUGUCAGAGUUUAUGUUCAAGGGAGGUCACUCUGAUAUACUUGGCGCGGAAUUCAAGUAAAACAAACUUUUCAAUAAAAUUUCCAUCUUGAUUACAAACAAACCAGUAAUUAUUCAUCUGAGAUGGAAUCCCUUUUAAAAACAACUGAUUUGGGCAAAUCUGCUAUUGGACAACAGUUCCUGAACCUGUUCCUGAGUCAUUAUGACAGAGUCAAAUUUAUUCCCAAAGAUUCCUGCCCAAUACCACCAGCUCCUGAUGUACUAAAGACACUCCUUGAUAACAUUUGUUCUGUAAAGCUUUUAACAUUGCAAUUUGCUUGUCUUGAAAAUAUUUUUGAUAAAUACACUUGUCAUUACAAACUAGUUCUUCCUUUAAACAAAUCUGGAAAUAUAGAAUGUUCUAUAAAUUGUGUAUCUAAAAGCUAUGAUACCAGUCUAGAAUGUCUACCGUGUGAAGAUUUAAUUCUUUUUGGAUUUCUGUCUUCUCAAAACGAAACACCACUAUCAGAUAGAGGUCUUAUUUUCAACACACUUCAUCUGCAAGACUCAACUUCUCAAAUUCCUUGCCAUCUAAGCAUCUCUGGAUGCAACGAACUGCAUAGUCUGGUGGAUAAAUGGAUCUUGGUUACAAAUGUUAAUGUCAUUUAUACAUCUAAGAAAUCUGGAUACUUGGAGCUUGUAGGUGAACCAAUACUCCUUACUAGAUCUGCCAUCCUUCCAAAGCAAACUUUUGAUGUUCUUCUUGUUGAUGAUGCCCUCCUUUUGCUAUAUAACAGGGGCAAGUUUAAUGUGAGCAAUAUCUCUGUAACUGGCACCGUGUUUGCUGUUUCUGAGAUUGGAAAAAUCAAGAAAGACCUUGUAUUUUUUAUUGAACUCGUCAAAGGAAACAAGUCCAUUGUCAUUCUUGUGAAAAACCUACAUUUACACUGGCAACAACUUGUGUGUGUUGGAGAAAGUUAUGUAUUCACUUCAUUAAAGCCAACAAAUAUUGUAACAGCUAUGAACUCACUGACACCCCUGUAUGUUCCAACCAAGACCUCUCAGCUGCAUAUAACAAAUGAUUAUCAACUUUCAGUUUGUUUGUUAAAGGAAAUUUUACACGAAAAUCUACAGUCUGAGAAAUCUGUGAAGCUGAUGAAACCAACUUGUUCCAGACAUUCUGAUGCCAUUUCUUAUGAGGGUGAAAUAACAGGUUGUACAGCUGAUGGAGUUAUUAUUCUGGAAGACUCAAUUAGACUGUACUUGUUGUAUAAUUUGGCUUUUGUAAUUUACAAACCUUUUCGAGUUGGCACUGUACUCCAAGUUUCCAAUGUUCACCGAAAGUAUUUUGGCAAGGAAAACCAAGUGAGACUGUAUUGCUGUGCCAGAAGUUGUAUUAAAGUGUUGAAGUUUACUCAAAUGACUUCCAGUAUUUUGCCCUUAAGAACCUGUUUUAUCACUGUGAGGGCUAUUCUGAAAUUCAACCUUAGCCCUACUGAAAUAGACACUAUUCAAUCAAUGGAAGCUCAGUUUAACACAAUAUCUCUAUCUCUAUUCAAAAAAUCUUCAGAACAACGUGAAUUAGCUUGGGAAAGAAUUCUGUCUCAUGUCUUGAAGGCACGCAAAUGUGUAAAGUCACGACAGUUUGUACAAGAGUUUAUUGAAUAUGAGCAUUGUUGUCCAGCUUCUGCUAAGGAAGAUGUCAGCUGUGUACAAACCAUUCAUGUAAGGACUUUUGUUCCAUUGGACCUCAGAAAAGAAUUUGAAGCACUUGCUCAAGGAAUUCUUGCUGAUUUUGAAACGGAGAAGAAUAAAUUUUCAUCUUCAUUAUUGUCUUCAUGGAGGUUUAGGAGAAGAAAAUUCACAGAUAAAGUGCUUGUUGGUUAUUUAUCAUUAAACCCAGACACUGGCCAUCUUUGCUUCACUGACCAAUUCCACAGCAUCAAUGCGGUCUGCCAGUUUUGGACUUUCAAUCAAACAUCAUAUCAUCACCGUUGUUCCGGAAAUUGCGUAAUUAAGAGAAAUGAUGAAACGUUUAACUUCUCAUGUCCUUAUUUGCACACUUGGUGUCUAGGAAAAUUGAUUGCUCUGGACUGUUUCCAAUUAGUUUUGGAAGUAUUCAUAAAUAAUUCUACUGGCAUUAACAAAACUGAAACCACUUUGAGCUUAUUAGACAGCUCAAAAUUCAGACUGGUUAAAUAUCUGCAAUUUUCGUUGCAAGAUGCAGUCAUUAUGGAAGAUAUUUCUCGGCCAUCUUUUCAAUACUGGAGAAAAAUUUCUAAUAAAACUAACCAGCUUCAAGCAACUUUUUCAGAUUGUGAUCUUUGCACCUGUCAAGUUUAUUUAAUGACUUACAAAGAAUCUUUGAUGGAAAACCUGUUUCAUAAGAGAAAGGUAUCCUCAUUGCAAUUUAUGACCCAUGGAUAUUUCUUGGGAAAGCCAUUUACUCUGCCGGUUCGUUGUAUCUUUGAAGCGGCUACUAAAUUCCUGCAUACUAAAGACAGCAAAUCUACUCAAGUGAAGGAAAGUUCCCUUGAUGAUAAGAUCUCAGAAAGUCUGUUGGAUGCCAUACACUAUGAACAAACUGUCAUUUCCUUCCAAGACAAUGCCUCAAAAUGGUAUAAUACUAUGCAGACUGAAGGAAGCUGUUAUCUGCUGAUUUCAUAUGGAAACACUUCUCUGUCCACACCAUCUACAGUGUUCCAAUCUGUCUAUCCACUGGUUCUAAAUAAAAAUGUACACAAAUGCUAUGUCUGCUUGUCAAAGAACAUAUUGGUGCAGGAAAUUCCUCUUGCACACUUGAACUCUUAUUAUGAAGCCAAGCUUAACUGGUUACCAGAGCUAUUAAAGAAACCAUCCCUUAAGUAUGACACUAUUGUGAAACCACCUUGUCUCUAUACUGUGUCAGAUCUCCUUUGCUGUAGUGUCACUGAUACCAUAGUGAAUUUGUUGCCUGUUAUUAUUCUGACAUACGUUGAGUUGAAUGCUGAUGACAAACUCUCAAUGAACUCUUCAGAGGAUGCUACAGAAAAUAGUGAAUGUGAUCAGAAGGAAUUUAAUGCAAAGCUUGAUUUCUCCAGUUUUGUAAAUAAGAAAUUCAGGAUGACUGUGAAAGACACGGUGACAAAUUCUGAUGUUAAUAUUUAUUUGAAUUUUAAGAAUGUCCCAUACUGUGUUGGUCUUUUGCCUGGUACUGUGGUUGAAUUCCGUCAUCUCCAAAGAAAAGUUUCUAAGAAAGGCAAUGUCUAUUGUCAGUUCGUUGCCGUAUCAACAGUCCGGGUGUUAGCUGGUGGAAUUUCUGGUGGUCCAGACCCUACAUCAGGAUGCUCAUUCAAUGAAAUGGCUUUGAUGAAAGGCAACCAAACAACUCCGACACAAGACUACUGUACAUUUUUUGCCUUACUGAAAAACCACAAACGUUCACUUCCAUUUUGGAAUUUGGUCUUUGUGGCACAAGUUUUGAAUUUGUCUAUCAAGACUACAUGCACAGAAUGUGGCAGUAUUAGUUGCAAAAACCUCUGCACCAAUAUGAGCUGUAAAAAUAUUGCAUAUCAGUUGACUGUUAGAUCAAAGUUGUUGCUUGAUGAUGGAAGCUGUAUGGCAUAUGGCUUUGUAUGGCACAGUGAAUUACUUCAGAAAAUUCUUGGUUUGUCUUCUGGAGAAUGGAAUGAUUUGAUUCACGCUGUCUACACCUCUAAUGGCGAUAUCUGCCUGGAAACAAAGAAUUACAAUGAAAACCAGAUGCUGUUUCAAUCCAAUCAUAAUUCUUCCUGCUUGGAGCAAUUCCUCAGAUCCCUCUGUUUCAGCCCUGUGGUCAAGAAAGAAUGGUGGAUGGUUUUAGUGAAAAAGAACAUUGAUUGUAAAGACACUAUUCAAGAACGAAGAAUUGGAUUCCUUGAUAAAAUUAUCAACACACAGUGUAUGCCCUAUCAGUACAUGAAUAUAGAAUCAGUUUGUACAGAACCAACGUUUGAUAUCGGUGCCAAAAUGUUGUCAGAAAUAUCUCCUACUACUGUGAAGUGAUAUCAGUCACAUAAUCAAUUGCUAUCCAGUACAAAAUACUACAGUGAACAGGCUGGGAUAUUUGUGUUCAGAUUUUCACUAUAUAUCUUUUACUCUUUUUUUUUUUUUUUAACUAAUUCUAGUGACAAUGACAAUAAAUCUUUCUACUACAGGCACAAGGCCUAAAAUUUUGUGGUGAGAUAUCUGGUUGAUUAUAUUACCCCCACCCUAAAAGGAUGAAAGGUAAAUUAACCUCAGCAGAAUUUGGACUCAGAAUCAUAGGAAAUGCCACAAAACAUUCCAUCUAGCUUGCUAACGCUUCUGCCAGCUUGCUGCCUUAAUAAUAAUAAUAAUAAUAAUAAUGGUUUCAAAUUUUUGGCACAGGACCGGUAGUUUUUGAGGAA
Octopus sinensis (East Asian common octopus) is the source of this 4876-nucleotide messenger RNA. RefSeq names its product CST complex subunit CTC1-like. Gene Ontology annotation, biological process: positive regulation of DNA replication; telomere maintenance via telomere lengthening. Gene Ontology annotation, molecular function: single-stranded DNA binding; telomeric repeat DNA binding. Bases 615 to 4493 code for a protein of 1292 amino acids. The record is from RefSeq and is a predicted model, not a curated record. The transcript is spliced from 25 exons. Gene Ontology annotation, cellular component: CST complex. NCBI's taxonomy places the organism in Eukaryota, Metazoa, Mollusca, Cephalopoda, Octopoda, Octopodidae.